GAAAAGUGCAGCCGGUUUGAAAUGCAAGAUGGCGGCGGCGUGGCGCUGAGAGGCGCGGCGGCCCCUGCAGGAGAAGACAGACUGCUGCUUUGGACCUGUUGGUAAUGAUGGCCUGAGCUAAACAUCUAACUAGAAGGGAUACCCUUCCAUUUCAAAGAACAGAAUGCUAAGGAAGCUGUGGCAAUGGUUUUAUGAAGAAACAGAAAGCAGUGAUGAUGUUGAAGUGCUGACUCUCAAGAAAUUCAAAGGAGACCUGGCCUACAGACGACAAGAGUAUCAGAAAGCACUGCAGGAGUAUUCCAGUAUCUCUGAAAAAUUGUCAUCAACCAAUUUUGCCAUGAAAAGGGAUGUCCAGGAAGGUCAGGCUCGGUGUCUGGCUCACCUGGGUAGGCAUAUGGAGGCGCUGGAGAUUGCUGCAAACUUGGAAAAUAAAGCAACCAACACAGACCAUUUAACCACGGUACUCUACCUCCAGCUUGCUAUUUGUUCAAGUUUGCAGAACUUGGAGAAAACAAUUUUCUGCCUGCAGAAACUGAUUUCUUUGCAUCCUUUUAAUCCUUGGAACUGGGGCAAAUUGGCAGAGGCUUACCUGAAUCUGGGGCCAGCUCUUUCAGCAGCACUUGCGUCAUCUCAGAAACAGCACAGUUUCACCUCAAGUGACAAAACUAUCAAAUCCUUCUUUCCACACUCAGGAAAAGACUGUCUUUUGUGUUUUCCUGAAACCUUGCCUGAGAGCUCUUUAUUUUCUGUGGAAGCGAAUAGCAGUAAUAGCCAGAAAAAUGAGAAAGCUCUGACAAAUAUCCAAAACUGUAUGGCAGAAAAGAGAGAAACAGUGUUGAUAGAGACUCAGCUGAAAGCAUGUGCCUCUUUUAUACGAACCAGGCUUCUGCUUCAGUUUACCCAACCUCAGCAAACAUCGUUUGCUUUGGAGAGGAACUUAAGGACUCAGCAGGAAAUUGAAGAUAAAAUGAAAGGGUUCAGCUUCAAAGAAGACACUUUGCUGUUGAUAGCUGAGGUGAGUGUAUCCCUCGGGUUUAUGUGAAACGAAGCAUCAUAGAUAUUUUCCCUGGCUCUGAUAGCAUUUUUUAUAAAGCAGGGCCAAAUUUAAUCUACUGAAGGACUUGUCUCCCUCCUCUGUGUGCCUUUUGAUCACUCAGCAAUCACCAAGGCGGCCUCUUGAUCGGCAUUCCCCUGCAGCGUGCGGGACCGCAGGGGCUGUGUUUCAUGUACUUGUCAGUGCUUGUUAGCACCUGCCUGCCUGAACAUCAUCAAUGCCCAAUAAUUGUUUGUUUCAGUGCUGAAUAAAUGAAUGAAUGAAUGCUUA
Molecule: messenger RNA, 1324 nt
Organism: Homo sapiens (human)
Lineage: Eukaryota; Metazoa; Chordata; Mammalia; Primates; Hominidae
Gene: ZHX1-C8orf76
Product: ZHX1-C8orf76 readthrough
Exons: 6
Coding region: 164-1042 (292 amino acids)
Source: RefSeq, marked validated